Messenger RNA from Trifolium pratense (red clover), 1937 nucleotides. RefSeq names its product ninja-family protein AFP1. The record is from RefSeq and is a predicted model, not a curated record. NCBI's taxonomy places the organism in Eukaryota, Viridiplantae, Streptophyta, Magnoliopsida, Fabales, Fabaceae. Bases 433 to 1677 code for a protein of 414 amino acids. The transcript has 2 exons. Gene Ontology annotation, cellular component: nucleus. Gene Ontology annotation, biological process: response to abscisic acid; signal transduction; negative regulation of DNA-templated transcription.
AAUCAAUUUCAACAACAAAACAAUUUUUUGUGUUUUUUUAAUUAUUUUUGUUUCACUUCAUUUCAUUCUUCGUUUUCUCUUCAAUCUUUGUUUUUCCCAUUUCUUCCUCCGAAUUGCAUUCAUCCUCCAAUCUUCUGAUUAAUCGGAAAAUUAAAUUUUCCCGGGAUUGUUUCCUGUUUUAACGGAAUAAUUUUUAAAAUUUAUUUAUUGAAAUUCAAAUUAUUUUCCCAUCGAUUUCAAUGGGAUUUUUGUCUCCGCUUGAAAAGGAACGUUUUUGUGAUCUGGGUCUAUGCUAUUAUUGGGUUCACCAUGUUAUGUUUCACGGGUAUUGCUUAUUCCAAUAAUCAUCAUAAAAAAAAACUUAUUUUAUUGCUGUUUGAAAUUUUGAUGAUUGUGAUAAGAAUCAAGAAUAUUUUUUUAUGUGUAUGAUUGAUGAAGAUGGAGAAGUAUCCUAGAGAUCUGCUUGAAAGACUCUUUGUAUCAAGCGGUGGAAGUGAUAAUAGCAAUAUUCAUAGCACAACAACAACUACUACCACUACUACUACAACGAUAUCACAGAUGCAACAAAUCCAAAACACACAGCAUCAUCAUAAUCAGUAUCAUCAAUAUCUUUGUGAGAAUCAGCAUGGUGAAAAAGAGGAAGAAGAUGAAGAUGAAGAUGAAGAAGAAGAAGGAGUUGAGCUGAAUCUUGGUCUUUCAUUAGGUGGUAGAUUUGGUGUUGAUAAACAUGCUAAAAACAAGAAGCUUUUGCGAUCUUCUUCUGUUGUUGGAACAAUGCCUUUACUCCGGGAAGAUUUAGCUGCAGCUGCCGGAGUUGCUUCACCAACUCCGGAAGCACAUCAUACUCUUCUCAGAGCUUCGUCGUUACCGACGGAGACUGAGGAAGAGUGGAGGAAGAGGAAGGAGUUACAGACGUUGCGGCGGUUGGAAGCUAAGAGAAGGAGGUCAGAGAAGCAGAGAGUUUCUAAAUCGGAGAAAGAUUCAUCUGCUGUAACAACUGGUGGUUGUUUGGAGGAAAUUGAGGGUGGAGGUGUAACAAUGGGGUUGAAUAGGUCAACGUUUGGUGCACCUAUUGGUUUACCAAAUUGGGCUAUGGCAACAAAGCAAGUUGUUCUUGGUGAUGUAUUAGGAAAAGGGAAAAUUGGGAUUGGUUUUCAAGGUUUGUUUGCACAGCCAUCUUCACAAGGCUCAGUAGAUUCACAAGGUGGAAGUUCUUCAUCAGUUUCUGAAAUGGAUAGCAAACCUUUUCUAGGAUCAAGCAGUUGCGGCGAAGCAAAAAGCCCUGCUAGUAAUCAGUCCUUACAUGAAAGAAGCAGCCAGGAAGCCGUGGGUUCCUCAGGAGGGUCGAGGAUAAAUGAGAAUUUGACAAGAACAAGUUCAAGAAUUGAGGCAAUGGAGAAUGCAUCUAAGAGACCUCAUCAAAAUAGUGGAAAGGAAAUUGGUACAAACUCAAUGGAAGAUAUGCCCUGUGUAUUUACAAAAGGGGAUGGUCCUAAUGGAAGAAGAAUCGACGGAAUCUUGUACAAAUAUGGCAAAGGGGAAGAAGUAAGGAUAAUGUGCGUGUGUCAUGGAAACUUUCUGUCUCCAGCUGAGUUUGUUAAACAUGCUGGUGGUGGAGAUGUUGCACACCCUCUUAGACAUAUUGUUGUUAACCCUUCAGCUGCUCCUUUUUUGUGAUGAUGAUGGGAGAGUCCCUUCAACAUUAGGGCUGUGUAAUAUAUUCAUUGUUGAAGAGAUGGAAUAUGUUAAUUAGUUUCAUUCAUAGUUUCUUCUUUAGUAUGUACCUCCUUUUUGUUUUUUGGCUAAUAUCUUGAGGAUUAAUCAAACAAUGUUAUAUAGAGUUAAUUGAUUCCCUUCUGGAAUGGAAUGUUAGAUUUGUCCAUUUGAUAAAGCAUUAAAGCAUAUAAUCAGAAUAAGCAAAGCACAUUUGAUAUUGC